Symbiodinium sp. CCMP2456 is the source of this 1326-nucleotide messenger RNA. Lineage: Eukaryota; Dinophyceae; Suessiales; Symbiodiniaceae. The record is from the annotation of a GenBank genome assembly.
GAAGAGUCCCGGGCUGCCCUCGGCGCCUCCGUCGCCCCAGCCGCCGGCGCUUUUGCCGCGGGGGGCCGCGUCGCGGCGAGGGGCGCCGUGGCCAGGCAGGCUGGCUACAAGAUGAGCGCUGCCGUUCCCUUCCUGCCCAUGUCACCAGCGCUGGAGGGCAUCCCAGGCGAGGAGGAGGGCUUCGACCCCAUGGGCUUCUCCCUGGCCUUCGAGAUCGGCUGGCUCCGUGAGGCGGAGCUCAAGCACGGCAGAGUGGCGAUGCUUGCAACUGUGGGGUGGAUCACCACCGACAUGGGCCUGCGCGUCCCGGGUGAUGCCUUCCAGGUCUCUACCAUCGAGGCGCACGACGCCAUGGUCAAGUUCGGAGGAAUGCCGCAGAUCCUCAUCUGGUGCGGCCUCCUGGAGGUUCUGGGCCUCUUCGCGUACGUGAACAUGCGGGAGGGCAAGACGGACCGCAAGCCCGGGGACUUCGGCCUCCGCGGCUUCUACCCCAGCGACCCCAAGGGCCAGUACGAGAUGCAGGUCAAGGAGCUGCGCAACGGCCGCCUGGCCAUGCUCGCCUACUCAGGCAUCGUGACCGCCGCUGUCCUCACGCAGGAGAAGUGGCCUUUCUUCGAUGUCGUCCUGAACGCUGUGGCCAAGGACUCCCAGGUCUCCCAGGGCGGCGCUUUCUGUGGGGCCGCGGCCCCCAGCCGUGCCGGCGCGCGCACGGCGUGCCGGGCCUCCUCUAGCAAGAGCCUGCCCUUCCUGCCGAAGCCCGCGAACCUGGGAGGUCUCAUUGGCGGUGAGGCCGAGUUUGACCCAGUUGGCUUCUCGGACAUCAUCGACAUCAAGUGGCUGCGGGAGUCCGAGCUGAAGCACGGACGUGUCUGCAUGCUGGCCACCGUCGGCUUCGUCGCGGAGCAGUACUGGCAGCUGCCCGGCUUCGACGCGGCACCGGAUGCCUUGCAGGCCAUCUAUGUGGCACCGUACAACGCCACUGGCGUCCUCCUCUUCCUCGCGGGAUACAUCGAGAGUGCCAGCUACGGCGGAAAGAUCACGAUGCUUGACAUGUUCGAGGGUGAUGGCGCCAGCCGUGCACCGGGAGACUUGAACUUCGGCAAGAGAUUCCUCCCGCAGGACAAGGCGUCUGCCGACGACCUGGCCUUGAAGGAGCUCACCAACGGGCGCCUGGCGAUGCUGGCUUUCUCAGGCAUGGUUCACCACAACCUGAUCGUCAAGGGCCCUCUCUUCCCGCUCUUCCCCGAGGGCUACACGGGACCCCAGGGCUCCUGGGAUCUGGACUCCGUGGCGGGAGCCCUGAACAGUGGCCGCAUGGGUCUGUAA